AAGGGAGUGGAUCUUGUCACAUCAGCCCAGGCUAGUAGCCACUGAUCUAUACCUUUCUGAAUGACCCCGCUGUCUUCCUGUAACAUAUUCGCCUGUUGGAGGAUCUGGGUGGGAAGGGCUCAUCGGCACUGCUGUCUGAGAGUGUGUCAACUCAUCUGCUUGGAUUAUAUGCCAUAUUGUGGAUUAGUAAUUGAGAUAUUGGUGUAGCUUGCAUUGAUGAGCAGCAUGCGAUUCACCCAGGUUGCAUUCCAGUCUGCUUCAUGAAUGUCAACCAGGGCUUCUUGAAAAUAUUAGUAUUUGGUCACAAGUAAGUUCACUGGGAGACCUCAGAGCGAGCUCAGACAAGGGCUCCCGUAGUGCUCCAGAUGAAAAAAAUUAGCUCUUGAUUUCUUGGCAAGAAGAAACUAGUGAAUUCACAAGAGGGGUCUCUCGGUGGCACAUGCUAAUUUGGCUUGUCGCACUGGGAAAAGGCCAUGAAAAACCAUCGUACUUUCCGAAAAGGGGGCAAGGUAGCUGAAAUGUCAGCAAUGGACAAGCGCAAGCAGAAGACUUCCUGGGGUGUGUACAUGCAAGAAGUACCCGCAAGCAUAACACGCUUUGAUCAGAAUCAAAACCCUCGUCUGGAAGAAGAGCUGGAGCUAGGUCACUUGCUGCACCUGAAAGAGCUGUUUGCUAAUCUUCCACCUGCAAGGGAAGAAGCAGACAGAAACGCAGAAAAUAAAGGCCGGUGGCUGAAGCCCCCUGGAAAACAGAAAGAAAAGCCACCGGGGAGCCUGACGCUGCAGGAGUUUCAGACGGCCUUUUCCGAGCUGAUCGGUUCUGAGUCCUGGAACAACCAAUUGCAGCUGCUUUUCAACAAGGUUGACGCCACAUGCGAGGGUCUGAUUGACUGGAGCAAGUUCUGCGCAUACAUGCUGCUAUAUUACAAAGAGCGGCACUCCGCGAGGAGAGCCAAAAAGGAGAUUUUCCAGGAGACGCAGCCCCUCGUCCGACACUGUGUGCAGAACAAGAUACUGGCCAUUUCGUCACCACCAUCUCUGUGGUUUGUGACUGUCAGCAAAGGAGGACUUCUUACAACUUGGGACAGCAGUCUGCAUAUUCGCAAAACUUUUGAGAUUGCAACAGAUUCCAGGGGCUUUCCAACAGAUAAAAGAAGGUUUAAGUCCUUGGUGACAGAUGCUGUAUACAUGGCUAAUGUCCACAGAAUCGCAGUCGCCACCACCAGCAGGGAUAUUCACUUUUUCGAGGCGUCCACAGCAAAUCUGUUUGAGGACUUUCAUUUAUUUGCUCUGAACAAUAUCCCAACUUGUCUGUACUACUGGUAUAAUGCCAAGUCCCUAGGCAGUCGCUCCUUGCUGCUCUGGGGAGAUGACCACGGUGGUGUGAACUUGCUCUGGCUGCUGCGUCCUCGUGCAGGCGUGUUUGAGAAGCCCUUCGGGGAUGGGUCGGGAGCACAGCGAAUCUUCAUGCCGGACAUUAAAGAGCACCGUAAGCUCCUGCGUUAUCAUGCAAUCCCAGAUGUACACGAGGAAGCCAUUUCCCAAAUCCAGUACAUGUCUGAGGGUGACCUCCUCAUCACAGCUUCCGACAGUCCCAAGGCCUCUGUGGUGAUCAUGGAUGUGCACAGAAAGAGAAAAGUUUAUACUUGGAAAAUCAAGAAGGGUGUGAAAUGCUUUGACUACUGCAAAUCCCUGAACCUGCUGGUUACCGGAGGGCUGGAUCAUGUUGUGCAGCUCUGGAACCAGUAUGUCACAGACUGGCCGGUUGCUACUUUCCAGGGACAUUCAACAACGGUUCUAAGCACCGUCAUCCAUGAGUCCCAGGGACAUGUCUUCAGCUAUUCCAAGGACUCGGUCCUGAAAGUCUGGGAUAUUUUCUCCCAGACUUGCCUGCAGACAUUGGUGCUGAAGUUCCCGUGCAUGCAGCCAGGACGAACGCUAGAGCAGGGGGAUUCUCCCUUGUUGCUUAUGCAGGACCCUCCCCAUCUCCUUUUAGUGUCCUGCGCAGAUUACAUUGGCAUGUUAAAGCCCACACACGGCGGUGCUGAGGAGGAAGAGCUGGCGACCCACCGUGCACCAUUACGCAGCGCUCUCUACAGUGCCUACUCCCACCAGGUGGUGACAGGCUGUGAUGACUCUUCUGUUGCUGUGUGGGAUGUGGAGACAGGUACCAAACACCUCGUCAUAAGCAAUGCCCAUGGGAAUGAAGAGAUAACGUGCAUGGCCCUCGACAGCUCCCAGAACAGGCUGAUUACUGCGGCAAGGAAUGGGACCAUAAAGGUCUGGAAUAUUCAGAACGGCCACAACGUGCACCAGCUGGAGGUGGUGGAUGAGGCAGAAGUCACAGGACUUGUGGUUUUGCGGAGUCGGACCCUCUUGGCAGUGGGAUGGAAUCGCAAGCUUGUUCUGUAUCAUUUCUGGGAGCCUGGGGCCCUGUAUGUCACUGCAACUUGUUCCUGGAAGGGUGGCCAACUACAUAAAGAGGACAUCUUGGCUGUGGACUAUUGUCCUGCCCUUGGUCUCCUUGCUACAGCCAGCUUUGAUGGAGAAAUUAUAGUGUGGAACACCGAAUCUCAGAGAGUAUUUCUCUACCUCAGGGAGAUGCCGCGCAAAAGGUCACAUCCUCCAGUGGAUAAACUCUUCUUUCUUCAGCAUCGAUGCACAGAUGGUAUUUUAAAAGACAACGCAGUCCUCAUCAGCUCUGAGGCAGGGGCUCUUCACUGGUGGAGUGUCUUUGGAGAAAGACAAGACUUUGGUUUUUAUUAUGCCCCCACAAAAGUGGAUGCUUCUGUUCUUGGAUUGGCAGCCAAUUUAAUAAACACUGUUCUUGUGUCUGGAGACACAGAAGGAUUCAUCCAAGUUUGGGACAUUUCGGGUUAUGGGCUGUCUCCUAGCACUCAGGGGUCCCUGAAGAAGCCUCCGUUGCUCGGUAGCUGGCAAGCCCAUAGCAGCUGCGUGGUGAGCAUUGAGCACCUCAUGUUCGAUUCGGACGCCUUCAUCCUCAGCGGCUCCGCUGACAGAAGCGCCAGGCUGUGGACCUCCGAGGGGAAAUUUGUAGGAACCUUUGGGCAGGAAAAGAGAUGGGACUUAAAAAAUCCAUCGACAUUCGUCCAUCCCAAGGGCCCUUGGGAGGAGAAAAAAGAACUAAGGAAAAGGACAACUCCGACUGAGCCGCAGGUGCUUUUCAGCUCCAAGGACCCUGCCAGAAACAUGGAGGGGGACACCGGGGAAAAGGGAAACCUGCAGAAGAGCAGUGGGCAAAGCACUACUGCUUGCAAGGUGGAUCUGAGAGCACAACUGCAGGAACCUCAGUUACCAAGAGUUGAUCACCUCAGUCCAUCACCGUCACCCAGCAGCCAGAUCUCUUGGGAGGAUGGCGUUCAAAGCCGCCUGGCCACCCCACAAUUAUUAACCAGCACCUUGGAUCAAAGGAAAUGCGAGGAUCCUUUCAGCCGUUAUGUGGAAGACAAACUGAUAAAAAGAAUAGCUGGAAGGAACGCCCGUCGGCAUAUAUUUGGCACUAUCAAUGCUAAAAAAUGCAACCCGUUUGGGACAAUCUGUUCACCUUUCCAAGCCCUCACAACCUCGGAGAUGCAGAGGCUAACUUUGCCUGAAGACUUACCCAUGACCCCACGGAUGCUGAGACAGGGUAUAGUCUGCACCUCUGAGAUGGACUUAAGAUCUUUACAGCUUACCUUCCCAGAACUGGAUGGUGAGAAGACGGACGAGCCCACCCUGAGUGAGAAAAAGAAGUCAUCCGUCCACACAAAAACCUCUUUCCUUCCCCCACUGGUUAAGCCUCAAACACCUACCCUCUCCUACAGCACAAAGGCUAAAAGUUUCCAGCUUCCCCCUUCACACCUUUCACCAUAGCUGUCUCCUGGCUUGUAAAACAGCGCCACACACCAAACCCUCCUGAAAGAGAGCAUCCUCUUCUAUAUAGCGCUUUAACUUUCAGUAGCAGACCCUGGCCUAUUAUUUUGUGCAAAUGCUUUGAAGCCUAAGCUUCCUCCUUAAUGUACAUAAAGUAAUUGA
This is a messenger RNA of Alligator sinensis (Chinese alligator), 4034 nucleotides long. Its product is annotated as WD repeat-containing protein on Y chromosome-like. Gene Ontology annotation, molecular function: protein binding. NCBI's taxonomy places the organism in Eukaryota, Metazoa, Chordata, Crocodylia, Alligatoridae. The record is from RefSeq and is a predicted model, not a curated record. The transcript has 20 exons. Bases 474 to 3872 code for a protein of 1132 amino acids.